UCAUGCAAAACAACCAACUAAACAUAACAGAUUACAUCAGCUCAGGCUUUUCAAUUCCUGGAUGGCAGCAGAGUGCUAAUCCAACCUUCAUCCUGGAUUUCAUAAACUGAAACAAGGGAGGCUGGCAGGAGCAGCGCUGCCGGAUUGAGGAAGCUGACGACGCUGCAACAUGUGGGCAACACACUGUAUAAAGCCCAUAAACUUGUAGGCUGAUGUGUGCAGCUACCACUUUGGAUUCCGUACCGCCGCUUCCCUCGGCAAGAAGCACCAGCAGGCUGAGCACUGAGACCUGCUCUGUGGCAUGGAGAAUUUACCCCUGCAAGACAUGAAGGGCUUCCUGUUCCUCACACUCCUCCUGAUGCCCGUGCYCGCUGGAGCUGCUUGGAGCGCCAAAUACGCAGUAGAUUGCCCUGAGCCCUGUGACAGCAAUGCAUGCAAAAGUACUGCGCGCUGCAAGAGAACGGUGCUGGAUGACUGUGGCUGCUGCAGGGUGUGUGCAGCCGCUCUGGGGGAGACUUGCUAUCGGACUGUCUCGGGCAUGGAUGGUGUCAAGUGUGGUCCCGGGCUGAAGUGCCAGUUUUACACUGAGGAGGAUGACUUUGGUGAUGAAUUUGGUAUCUGCAAAGAGUGUCCCUAUGGUAGCUAUGGAAUGGAAUGCAGGAAAACCUGCAACUGUCCUUCUGGCAUCUGUGACAGAGUAACAGGGAAGUGUUUGAAGUUCCCAUUUUUUCAACUUUCUGCUUCAAAGCCUCCAAGUCGACGAAAAAUAGCUUCACACACAGACAAUGACAUGGCAUCAGGAGAUGGAAAUUCUGUAAAAGAGGAAAUUGUUAAAGAGAAAGCUGUUCGCUCUCCAGUAAUGAAAUGGCUAAAUCCUCGCUGAUAUUUACUUACUCUCCUAAGACUUUCAAAGAAUGCAUUUCUCACAGGUUAUUGCAUAUGCAACAACACACUUUAAGAACAAAAUAGAUCUAUAACAUAUGGAAAUGUAAUCUCUGAAGGUCAAAUGUGUCCUGUUUCUAAUGAGAAAAAUGUUUACUUAAAAAUAGACUGUACAGUGUAUAUGACUUUUGAUAUUUGUUUUGAUAAGUAUUUGAAAAGAGAAAUGUAUUGUGGCUUUUUGGAUGUAUAGUAAUACUGAAAACCCAACAUGAUCAUAUAAAUAAUGUCAGAGGUUGACUCUUGCAGCCUGAGGCUGGGAAAGCUCUCACUGAGUUAMAGGGACAGUUUGGGAGAGCGAUACUAUUGACGAGGAGCCAACAAGAAACACAUUUCAACAACAUUCCGCAUAUAAAGCAACACCUUUGAAUCUCAAAAGUAAUAGCACAGGAGCACAACAAUGUGAAAUCAAUAAACCAACAUUAGUUCUUAUAGAUUUUCUGGUUUUUGGAAGUUUGGUGACAAUUCUUCAGAGAUCAAUAUGCCUUUCUUCAGUGAGAAAACUCCCAGCAUUUCAGUUUAUGCAUUGUGAAUAACUAUGGCAAGACACUGCAGACAUAUAUUGUAUUUAGGUGUAUUUCUAAAGUUAAAUUUUGUACAUAGGAACAGCAGAUUGGUAAAUCAUACCGAUUUGUAGAAGGGGAUCUGAAACAAAAGAAGCUGCUUAUCAUUAUUUAAAUAUAUAUGUUUCUAUAAACCAACUAGCUGGUGUCAUUAAGGUGACAUCUGCAUUUCUUGGGGAAGAGUGGUGAAAGGUCAGCAAAAGGACCUUCAUACUUUCCAUCUUCACUGCUGGCUAUGGCCCAGAUAUGACUCAUGGCGAGUUUAUUUGAUCCAGGGUAGGGUAGAUGCAGACCCUCAGCGAGUCGUAGUGCAGCCACAGACUGCAGUAUUUUGGUACCCAGUCCUUUGUUUCCCAGUUGCAUGAGCAAGUGGUCCYGUUUCAGCCAGAAGAAAAGCUUUCAUGUGCUGGAGCAUUACAGGAACAGGCAGUCCCUCAUACAAAACUGGAUAAUAAAUGUGUGUCAAAAAUCACCAUUGAGAUGAGUCUGCUAAAAUGUCUGGAAACAACCAGAUCCACAGAUAAUGAAAAUUAACAUCACUGUGUCAGAGCAAACCUGGAUUCCAUGAGUUUAGGAACUGCCUUGUAAUGCCAGCACUCUCACUGGAAAUGUGGCUUGAUUUUAAUAUUUCCUUUGAAAUCAACGUGAGCUUUACAAUGACUGCAGUAAAAGAAGGAACACACAGUACAGCAGCCAGAGAUUAGUUCACGAUCUGAGAGCAUACUUUUAAAACUAUGAACAACAGAAACUUUAAUGUCCUUAAAGAGCUGAUCCAAAGUCAACAUUCGUGRAAGCUGGAUGCUUUCACCUGGGAAAGCAGACAUGAAUCAUGCUGAUCUGCAACAAGAGGCUGAUGACAGCGGUAGACAUCCAAAUGUCAGGAUAGAAGUGCAGGUUCCCUUGCCGUGAUAAUUGGAGAYGCAUAAACAUAAAUCUCAAACUAGCUUAAUACCACAUUUUUAACUGUAAUGAACAACAGGGUCUGAGAGGGAACAUUAUCUUGGGCUAUUUACAAGCAAGUGUAUUGAUUUUAAUCUACUGAUACCAAAUAUAAUUUUUUCUUGAUUUCAGUGAAAGCAGGAUCAAACCCACAGUCUUCCAGCAGACUGAUGAGAAAUAUUUAAAGAAUGUAGUAAAUAUUGCAUACAUUAUUAUUUUGCAACCGUGUCAUAAAUGACAUUAUGAGUUCUUGAAUGUAAAUCUAAUAAGCAAGUUGGUUUUAAAAAGUGUAAUAUUAUUAUUGUUCAAUAAAAACCCCACA
This is a messenger RNA of Malurus melanocephalus (red-backed fairy wren), 2763 nucleotides long. RefSeq names its product endothelial cell specific molecule 1 (gene ESM1). The record is from RefSeq and is a predicted model, not a curated record. NCBI's taxonomy places the organism in Eukaryota, Metazoa, Chordata, Aves, Passeriformes, Maluridae. The transcript is spliced from 3 exons. The coding region runs from base 302 to 883 and encodes 193 amino acids. Gene Ontology annotation, cellular component: extracellular region.